Necator americanus (New World hookworm) is the source of this 387-nucleotide messenger RNA. RefSeq lists its product as uncharacterized. Lineage: Eukaryota; Metazoa; Nematoda; Chromadorea; Rhabditida; Ancylostomatidae. The transcript is spliced from 5 exons. The record is from RefSeq and is a predicted model, not a curated record. Bases 1 to 387 code for a protein of 128 amino acids.
AUGCGGCUUCGAGCGUUCCGAGGCGGGGCACAAAAUCUGCAAAGAGAUAGUGCGCCUCAGCGCAUCUGCACAGCAAUCCCUCUAAUGGACUUUUCUAUUGAACGAAGUGUGAAGAAGUUAACGUUGGCGAUGUCGAUCGAUUUGAAGCAGAACCUAGACGUCAUCGACUAUUUCGGGGCUCUCGUGGUGUGGGUGAUCUUCUUCUCGAUUCUCUUCAUUGUUUCCGUCACCUGCAUCAAUUGGUGCUGCAUCCAGAAACACGAUGAUAUCACGGUGCUUGAAGAAUGGGGCUACAACCACAAAUUGCACAUGCGAAUGGGCCCACAUCGGCCAUCAGUUGUCGCCCGAAAUGUCCGCCACCCACUAAAAGAAGAUAAUGCCUUGUGA